UUUUGCUCAAUUUAUACCCUUAACACUCUAAUCUUUUGCCUUCUUUGUUGUAAAACAAGAGUGUGACAGACAACCUAUUUCAUGUAAGUGUAACGGCCUAAACGUCCUUCCAAGAAAGAAAAUGGCGUAUGUGUCUCUGCUCUGAAUCUUAAGCCUCGCUUUGUUCUCCUCUUUUCUUCAUCGUUUUCACUCACCCUGUCUGAUUUUCCAGUUUGUUUCAUUGAUUCUCGGUUGGGUUCUGCUUCUUUGUAACUUCGUGGCGUUGAAAGCUAUAUCUUUUUCAGGUCUACUCUGUUUCGUCUGAAUCAGCAGCUUGGCGUCACAAACCCAUUUGAUUCUUCUUUCUUUUGAAUUCUUUUUGUGUUGUUUUUAAUCUUAUUCUUUGCUAUUUGCAACCAGUUGAUCGAAUUAUAUCUGGAAUUUUUUGGGUAUUCAAUUAUAUUGUUCUUAUCAAUCUGGAAUUUGCAUUGGACUCUGUUUUGAUUUGGAACUUAGAACAACAAAUUGACAUAGCAAUCGAAAGCAAUCAAUAUUUUCGGAAAUGAAUCCUUUGUAUCCAGUGAAAGAAGACCCUUCUGGAAUGGGUUCAUCGGACCCGGGCGGCUACCCGCCAACGAUGCCUCCACCACGGCCAAAGGAGGGCCUUCAUGACAUAGGACCUCCACCAUUCUUGACCAAGACCUUUGACAUCGUCGAUGACCCAUCUACCAAUCACAUGGUUUCUUGGAGCAGGGGAGGCAGCAGCUUUGUUGUGUGUGAUCCUCAUUCAUUCUCCACAAAUCUCCUCCGGAGAUACUUCAAGCACAACAAUUUCUCAAGCUUUGUCAGGCAGCUCAACACUUAUGGCUUUAGAAAGAUUGAUCCAGAUAGAUGGGAGUUUGCCAAUGAAGGUUUUCUAAGGGGCCAGAGACAUCUUCUGAGGAACAUCAAGAGAAGAAAGGCACCUCCUCAACCUUUCCCUCCACAAGCUCUGGGUCCCUGUGUUGAGGUUGGGCGGUUUGGAGUAGAUGGAGAAAUGGAUCGUCUGAGGCGUGACAAGCAGGUUCUAAUGAUGGAACUAGUGAAGCUUAGGCAGCAGCAGCAGAAUACUAGAACCUACCUUCAAGCAAUGGAACAAAGGUUACAAGGGACAGAAAAGAAGCAACAGCAAAUGAUGUCCUUCUUAGCAAGAGCAAUGCAAAACCCAACCUUUCUCCAGCAGCUACUCCAACAGAAGGAGAAGAGAAAGGAACUAGAAGAAGCCAUAACUAAGAAAAGGAGGAGGCCAAUUGAUCGAGGACCUAGUUCGGUUGGUGGUGUCGAAUCAAGUCGGAGUGGUGAAGGAUUAAAACCCAUUAAACCUGAGCCUCUUGAACUGGAAGUAUCAGAGCUUGAAGAACUUGCAUUGGAAAUGCUAGGAUUGAGUAGGGCAAGAAAGGAGCAAGACAAAGAAAAGGAAUAUCUAGAGCCAGUGGAGAGUAGGGAUAGAGAACUUGAUGAGGGAUUUUGGGAAGAAUUAUUCAGUGAGUCUCUUGAGGAAGAAUUAAGCAUAAUAGGGAGUGAUGAAGGAGGUGAAGAUGAAGAUGUUAAUUUCUUGGUUGAUCGCUUAGGUUACUUAGGUUCAAGCCAAUAGCCAGACAUUUUGUGCAUUGCUACUCGUCCUCUUCAGUUCACUGCCUCGAUGACCUAUUCUUUGGUAGCUUUUGCUAGUUGUUUCUAAUCUCUUCUUUCUUUUUUCUGAGCAAUACAGGAUAGGGGAAGAAAUAAAAGAAAACAAAUGGGAAUUACAAGGAUAAUAACCAAAAGAACCAUGUGCCGCAGCCCAUUUAGCCACUAGAUGAGCACAAAGAUUAGCAACCAGUUGUUGCUAAUCUCUCAUUUUGUGUAGUUUGGGUCUUACAUUGAUCUGGAUUUCUUGCUAUUGGCAGGACAGGAGAAGUACCAAGCAGUGUAUCCAUGGAAAUAUUUGGUGUUUCUAACCCUCUAUUUAACUGUUUUCCUGUUGAACGCCCCCCCACCUCUUAUUGUUCUAUUUCUUGGUUAGGUUGCAGGCAUUGCUUCGCAGAGUAUGGUAGUUCUUAUCAUGAUUGUCUCAAGGUUCUUGUUUCUUUUCAUCCCCUUGGAAACCCCCCACCGUUCAAUGUCUACUGCAUCAUUUUCAUUUAUCAUAUCUGCCUCUUGUAAUAUAUUCUGGCCUUAAAUCAAUGUAGAUCGUUCGGGAACUGUUGAAACUGGAAAAGCUGUAGCCGCAAGCUCAAAGAAUCACAAUUGAAUGUUGCUUCUGAAUACAAGUGUCUGUCGGUUUGAUAUUUAAUUUCUAUGCUCUGAGUUUCCCUUUGUUGUUUUACAAAUGCACAGAGCCGGUUUACUUUAGUUUCUACCAUGUAGAUUUUUCCGUGCCAUGGCAAUUUGGUUCUCAUGAUCAGUGGUUGUCUUCAACUGUGGCUCUAAAGUGGUAACGUAUUGCAUUCUUUAUACCCUAACCGGACAAAUCUUUUCCGAGUAAUGCUAUAUACUACACUUCUAUUUCUCCUUUAUCUGCGUCAACUUUGACGUGGAUAAAAGUGAAAUGAGGGUGUAGCAUGUAGCAUUACUCGUCUUUUCCUAACGAUUCUAUUCAUGUUGUUGAAGUCCGCCAGAUGAAUACAGGAGUGCUAAAUAGAAUAACUGGGUUGAAGUGCAGAUUGUGAUUCUUUCUACAAUACUAUAGUUGCCUCUCGACAAAGAGCAAUAUAUUUUUCUGCAGUGUGUUAUAUGAAUAAUAAGUGAGACUUUAUGCUGCAGAUAUUGUAACAAAAAGUGGUCGGAUAACCUUGGUUAAAUGUUACUUGUUCUAGGAUUCAGAAGAUAGUCGUUCUGUAUCUGAAUCGAUAUGUGGCUGCAUGCAGCCACAACUGAUUUCUGGGUGGCAAUGUGAGCAUGCUUACACCACUAGCUCGUGAGAAUGGUGGCCAAGGCUUAGAAUUAGAUUAUUUUGUGCUUACAGGGCAAGCUGCUAAAACUUUAGUAGCAAGAAGUUUGAUGAAACUCCAGUCUUAAAGUAUUUACUGUGACAUGUGGAUUAUCCACCCCCUAAUUGUGAAACUAAUCUCACAUUGGUGUGAUACUCAAAAAGUUAGUCCCA
This is a messenger RNA of Corylus avellana, 3103 nucleotides long. RefSeq names its product winged-helix DNA-binding transcription factor family protein (gene AT-HSFA7B). Gene Ontology annotation, molecular function: RNA polymerase II cis-regulatory region sequence-specific DNA binding; DNA-binding transcription factor activity. Gene Ontology annotation, biological process: cellular response to heat; regulation of transcription by RNA polymerase II. Lineage: Eukaryota; Viridiplantae; Streptophyta; Magnoliopsida; Fagales; Betulaceae. Gene Ontology annotation, cellular component: nucleus. The record is from RefSeq and is a predicted model, not a curated record.